This is a messenger RNA of Myzus persicae (green peach aphid), 983 nucleotides long. Its product is annotated as exosome complex component RRP43-like. Gene Ontology annotation, cellular component: nuclear exosome (RNase complex); cytoplasmic exosome (RNase complex). The coding region runs from base 121 to 924 and encodes 267 amino acids. The record is from RefSeq and is a predicted model, not a curated record. Gene Ontology annotation, biological process: exonucleolytic trimming to generate mature 3'-end of 5.8S rRNA from tricistronic rRNA transcript (SSU-rRNA, 5.8S rRNA, LSU-rRNA); U4 snRNA 3'-end processing; nuclear polyadenylation-dependent rRNA catabolic process. NCBI's taxonomy places the organism in Eukaryota, Metazoa, Arthropoda, Insecta, Hemiptera, Aphididae. The transcript has 6 exons.
AAUUUUAAUAUUAUUUAUUAUCCGUAAUAAUUACCUACGUGCGUGAUUAUGCCCUGGUGAAUUUGAAUUUGAAUUUUAAACUCUGUCCAUCGGUCAUUGACGAUUGUAGAUUUGUAGAAUAUGAACUCGAUCAAGAAAAAUAUACAAGACACAUACACCAAGGAAUAUCUUGCACGUAAUAAAAGAAAUGAUGGCAGAGAAUUACUAAACUUUCGAGAUGCAACACUAAAUUUAAACACAAUACACACAGCAGAUGGAUCGGCGGCAGUCAAAAUUGGGAAUACAGCUGUUAUUUGUGGCAUUAAAGCAGAACUAGGUGUUCCUAAAUCUGAAACUCCAGAUAUUGGAUAUCUUUUAGUAAAUUUUGAACUACCUAGCCUGUGCUCUAAAAAAAUUCGACCUGGAAUCCCAUGUGAUGAAGCAAUGCAAAUUACUAGCUUCCUUAAUGAAGUGUGUAAUAAUUGCAAAAUACUAGAUUUACAACAAUUGUGUAUUUCUGUUGAUAAAUUAGUGUGGGUUUUGUCAUGUGAUGUAUAUUGUUUAAACUAUGACGGAUCAGUGUUUGAUGCAUGUUUAAUAGCCUUGUUAUCAGCACUACAAACAGUUAAAAUACCAGAAGUAAAAUAUGACAAAGAAACUGAAGAAACAAUUGUCGUUGAAAAUUACAUUCCGUUAAAAGUCAACAGUUUACCAGUAUCGUCAACUUUUGGGGUAUUCAAUGAAAAAUACAUUUUAGCUGAUCCAACUGAAGAAGAAGAGCAAUUAUGUGUUAGUAAAUUGACAGUUGUGACCAAUGGUUCCUUAGUAUUUUCUAUACACAAACCUGGAGGAGAAUUCAUAAAAGAUACCCAAACUCAAAAUUGUAUUAGGCAUGCUAAGACCAGAUCAGAAACAAUUAAUAAAUUAAUAAAAGCAGCACAAUAAAAAAAUUUCUGUAACAUUAUUUUUGUUUUUGGAAAAUAAAUGAUAUUAUGCAAUUCAUA